Enterobius vermicularis (human pinworm) is the source of this 513-nucleotide messenger RNA. NCBI's taxonomy places the organism in Eukaryota, Metazoa, Nematoda, Chromadorea, Rhabditida, Oxyuridae. The record is from the annotation of a GenBank genome assembly.
AUGGCAGUGUUCCAGAGGAACUUGUUAAUUACCAUGAAUGUUGUUUCACAGGUAGAAGCACCUGAGGAGAAAACAGUAGAUCGAGAAAAGGUCUGUCCCCUUCUUCUCCGCAUAUUUUGUGCAAAUGGACGUCAUAACCCCAUAGCUGAGUACGGGAAAGGGAAUACUCCAGCGAACGAACUACAGAUAUACACGUGGAUGGAUUGCACAUUGCGGGAGCUUAUGUCUCUGAUUAAGGAGGUGAAUCCUGAUGCUCGUCGUCGAGGGACCGUUUUCGAUUUUGCAAUUGUGACUCCCGACCGUUUUUCGCCUCGUUAUCUUAUGAGGGAAAUAGGGAAUACUAUGAACGGGCAACGUGGUGUAGAUGACAAUAAAACGCUAGCCAACUGCAAGUUCGAGAUAGGCGAUUUUAUUGACGUUGCUAUUACGCUCCCUGGUAUAGGACCAGGACCGAUGAUGCGCCGCGGAAAUGGUCUGAUGCGUGACCGGUCUCCACCAAGAAGGCGGUUUUAG